Messenger RNA from Acipenser ruthenus (sterlet), 2791 nucleotides. RefSeq names its product 3-hydroxyacyl-CoA dehydratase 4 (gene hacd4). The record is from RefSeq and is a predicted model, not a curated record. Gene Ontology annotation, molecular function: 3-hydroxyacyl-CoA dehydratase activity. Gene Ontology annotation, cellular component: endoplasmic reticulum membrane. Gene Ontology annotation, biological process: fatty acid elongation; sphingolipid biosynthetic process; very long-chain fatty acid biosynthetic process. The coding region runs from base 269 to 943 and encodes 224 amino acids. NCBI's taxonomy places the organism in Eukaryota, Metazoa, Chordata, Actinopteri, Acipenseriformes, Acipenseridae. The transcript is spliced from 8 exons.
UCUAACAGGCAACAGAAUGUAAACAAACUGACCAUCAAAAAGGCGUUCUUAAUACUUAAAAGUAAUUAUGGGACACUGCUUCUUUAAAUUUUACUACAAGUAGGCUAUUUCUGUCAUUUAUUUUAGAUGAAUGAGGAAUUCGUGAUGUGGGCACGAUGUAAAAAAAGAAAUACCAAAAGUAUUUAAUUUUGUUUUGAUACUGUUACUGCUGUGCUGGAGAAGUUUGAGCAGUCUCUAAUUCAAAUCGGAAUAAGACGAGUAUCCAGAAAUGAGGCACAAUAUCAGAAUAAUCUACCUUUUUAUAUAUAACCUGCUGCAGUUUUGUGGACACUCCUGGAUCUUUUCAAACAUGACAGUGCGAUUCUUUUCAUUUGGGGAAGUUGCCUUGGCAGAUACCUUCUAUUCCAUCGGUGUUGUCAUGAGCUUUUGCCAAUUAUUGUCAGUGUUGGAAUUGUGUCACAUUUUGGAUGGUAUUGAAAAUAGCUGGCUUCUACCAAGGGUUUUACAGGUGCUGGAAAGAAAUGUUCUUUUGUUUGUCGUAAUUGCUAGCCAGGAGGAAGUUCAAAGCAAAUAUAUCGUGUGUGUACUGUUUUACCUGUGGAGUAUGCUGGACCUAUUGAAAUAUCCUUAUGACCUUCUAUCACUUAUCAGCACUCCAUUUUAUACUAUUGCAUGGAUCAGACACACCCUUUGCAUCCCAUUAUAUCCCCUAGCAAUACUGGCUGAAGUUGUUACCAUUUACCAGUCCUUACCGUACUUUGAAACCUUGGGUACCUUUUCUUUCGAGCUGACGUUUCCAGUGCCCCUUUUCAUCCAUUUUACAUAUGUGCUACAGUUCUACAUGCCAGUACUUGCUAUUGGAGGAGGCAUACAUGUUAGUAAUUUAUUGCUGGAAAGAAGCCAACACUUGGGAGACUACAAUAAAGAAAAGAAAAAUAACUGAUUAAAUAGCUGCUUAAAGUAUACGCUGCUGAAGAACCAAAACCUUUCUUCAAAAGAUCAACCUGUAUAACAUCUACUUGAUUGAUUUUGUGAAAGAACCUCCAUGGAUGCUAUUUUCUUUACAUAGUACUUUAUGUGCUUGAAUACCAGGAUUUCGGUAUACUUUUUACAUAUUUGUAACAGUUCAGUCAUAUGAACCUUACUCUAAAACACACUUGAGAAUAACUAGAAUACAAAGUGAUGCAAUGUCCAUGGUUACCACUGUAUUGUUAUGGAGGGUUUAUGAAUACUCCGUAUCUUCGCGUUACCAGCAAUCCAAUUUUAAAAUAAGCAAGUUGCAUGCACGGACACGAUUGUUCAACAUAACUGGAAACACAGGGAUUGAUUCUGUUCUAUUAGAUAUGUAGUACACUACCUUUACAUAGAUGUCUUUCUCAGUGUCUGCAAUGUUCAAGAUUCUGAGAGCUCUAUUGAGGCUAUUUACCCCACUGCAGCCUCCACAGUCUAUGUCCCAUUCCCUUAGUGAUCUUUGAGUAGCUGCCCUCGGCCAUGUUCAGUUUUGCACUAUGCGUCCCUUUUUAGUUAUUUAACUAUGACAUCCCGUCAUUAAACUGCAUCAAACUUCGUAUAGAGACAGUCAAGCCCUUUGAGAACCUGCCAGACUGGUCUCUGUUUACUUACACAGCAUGAUUGAUAUGCUGUUCACUUUGAAGAUAGUGGAUUUGAUUGGUGUGGCAGCUGCCACUCUCUCAGACCCACAUUUCCAGAUCGCCUGCACUAUUUUUUUCAGCCCAACAACAACUUACAACAAAAUGAUAUUCUAAACCAGUGGUCGGCAAUGGCGGCCCGCGGACAGGUGUCGUCUGACCUGCGGAUGCCUCCUGGCAGGGCUGUAUCAAGGACGGAACUUCAUUGUAAUAUUACCGCAAGGGGGUUGACAUGGGGGAUUCUCUGUAUGACCACCAUAUGUUUCUUGUGAGUAAGCAGAAAAUUAAGUGUUUUGCAAUAUGGAUUCCAAAGUACAUUACUCGCUGAUUGUGAGGAUACAUUUAUGCCUCGCUAUGGUACUGGAAUCCUCAUAUGAUAGACAGGAACGCAGAAUAACAUAAAACACAAUUGAAAGGGAGCAUACAUUUUUUUUUUUUUUUAAUGCUUCAUUGCAUUAUCACAAAUUCACCGAGAAAGGGCACUUUCCUACAUAGACAGGAACGCAGAAUAAAAUAAAACACAAUUCAAAAGUAGCAUACAUUUUUUUUAAUGCUUCAUUGCAUUGCAAGUGGCCCACUCUGCAGUUGCCUGUGGGUCGUUUGGCCUGCCGUCAAAUUUAAUUGCCGACCACUGUUUUAAACUUUAGAAAUAUGUUUAUUUAGAAGUACACUGUAUAUACAUGCAUAAACUGUAAAAUCCCAUGCACAGUAAUCUCUUUAUUUUACUGUGUAUAUUGAUUCUUUCUGGGUUUUUUUUCUUCUUUAUGUUAGUGCGAUAGUGACAGUUUAUUAUACUGACAUAUACAGUACAUGUAAACCGCAGAUAGAAUGUAAUGCAAGUAGGAGGAGACACUAUGAAAUGAUUCCUUUUUCUUUUACUUCUAAAUCUAUAUUGUGGACGCACAUAUGUAAUACAAUGUAAUAAUGAAAUGUAGAAAGUAGGGAAUGAUGGUUUUUUAUAUGUAUAUAUACACUAUUAAAAAUAUGUCAUAACUUUACACAUUUACUUACCUUCGGCCUAAUUAUGGUCAUAACAGCAACAUGAUGUUGGUUUCGUUUUACCUGUUCAAUUCAAAUAAUUAUUUCUACAUCUUAUUAGCUGUAAAUGUCUGUAUAAAUAAACAAGAUUCUUGUUUUGUGAA